Messenger RNA from Musa acuminata AAA Group (dessert banana), 4664 nucleotides. RefSeq names its product disease resistance protein RGA2-like. Lineage: Eukaryota; Viridiplantae; Streptophyta; Magnoliopsida; Zingiberales; Musaceae. Bases 444 to 3863 code for a protein of 1139 amino acids. Gene Ontology annotation, molecular function: ADP binding. The transcript has a single exon. The record is from RefSeq and is a predicted model, not a curated record. Gene Ontology annotation, biological process: defense response to other organism.
CUAUAAGCCCUCCAGAUCUAAUUCUCCUUUGUUUCCCUUUCGAAGCAACCAAGUUGGUGACCAACCACCUUAAUUAAAUUUCUUGUUUUGGAUCCAUCUAAAUGUUACGAUUCAUACGUUAAAUUAUUGAUCGCUUGACUAGAUUGUAAGCUUAUUUGGUCGAAUGGCUUCUGCUAUGAGACCAAAGGGUGGUUUGCUUUCAGGCUUCAUAUUAAUUAUGGUUGUUGGGUGAGCUUGUGGGAGUAUUUGAACUGGUCUUAGAAGUCAUUGGCAAAGAGGUCAACGGCUCAGCUUUUGGAUUCCCAAUGUAUGCUCAAUAUUUAUUUUGUUAGGAAAGUCGUCGGUGGCAAUUUCAAGGAUCUUUUGCGCCCGCAGGGAAGAAGGAACAAUUAGGUCUUAACUCUUCGGCCGAGAAGCAAUCUGAGGAUCGAGGAUCUCCCAGGAUGAAGACGGCAGGCGUGGUGAUGAUGGUUGGAGAGUGGUUUGCGCGUUAUGUCGCAGGGAAGGUGAGGGACAAGAUGACGGAGGAGGCCUUCUCCUCUUGCGCCGACGACCGCAAUGUGCUGGGGGAUGUCAGAGCCAUGCUGAAGAGAGUGGAGGAGAGACUUCCCGGCGUGCACGCCGUGAUCCAUGCGGCCGAGGGGAGGCCGAUCAGAGACACGUCGCUGGCAUUGUGGCUAGCGGAACUCAAAGAUGCUGCUUACGAGGCCGACGACAUGCUCGACGAGUUCGAGUUGAAGGAACUCCGCAGUCGUCAUCUGCAUGACAGCAGCAAGGUAACGGCACUCGCCUCCUCGGCCCUCAGAUUUCUGAAGAACCUAUUCGUCACCGACGACGAGCUCCGAAGGUUAGGGAAACUCGUGGGGGAUCUCGACGAUAUUUGCCUUGACAUCGACCGGAAGAAAGCAGAGCUGGACGAGUACAACGGGAAGGACAAUUCUGCCACCAGGGAGACCAGCUCAUUCCUCCACGAUGAAGUGAUCGGGAGAGAUGAAGAGAGAAAUAAGAUACUGGACAUAUUGCUGAGUUCGGCACAUGAUCCCGAUUUCGGCGACAAGAGGGCCGGGAGUAGCAGCCACCCCAGCUUCGGAGUUCUUCCGAUCGUAGGCAUGGGAGGAGUAGGGAAGACCACACUGGCACAGCUCGUCUACAACGACCAACUGGUGGCCGACCAUUUUGAGCUCCGGAGGUGGGUGUACGUCUCCGACGAUUUCAACCUGAGAAAAAUCGUCAAAGAACUGGUGUACGACAUGGCGUUCGAUCCUCUCUUUGAUGAUAUCUGCUCAGGAGAAAUCCAAGCCAAGCUCCAGGAUGCUACAAGAAACGUGAGGUUCUUGUUUGUGCUCGAUGAUGUGUGGGAUGAAACAGGAAGCAAAUGGGAACAACUCCGCGACGCCUUGGCCUCCGGGGCCAGAGGAAGCACCAUACUGGUGACGACUCAGAGCCCCCUGGUUGCAGAGACCAUGGGGACCAUGGAGCCGAUCAAACUGGAGGUGUUGGGUCAAGAUGACUUUUGGAGACUCUUCGAGCGAUGUGCAUUCGGUGACAAGGUGCCCGACCCCGAUUUAGCGAGAAAGUUGGAAUUGAUAGGUCGGGAAAUCUCGGGAAAGCUGCAUGGCUUACCUUUAGCAGGGAAGGCGAUGGGAAGCUUGUUGAGACGCAGGUUAGAGGAGCAGUUUUGGACGACGAUAUCGGAAAGCGAGUGGUGGGAGGACGACUUCGCCGUGGAAAACAUCCUUCCAUCUCUGGGUCUGAGUUAUCAGCACCUGAGCACAAAUCUGAAACAAUGCUUUGCUUACACUUCCAUAUUCCCGAAGGGUCAUGUGUUCGAUAAAGAACGAUUAGUCCAGAUGUGGAUCGCCCAAGGUUUCAUCCAUCCCAAAUCCGAGGGAAGAACGAGACCGGAGGACUUGGGGAGUCAGAUGUUUGAUGAAUUGUCCAACAGGUACUUCUUCCUUCCUACGCUGAACAACAAACAUGUGAUGCAUGAUCUGAUGAGAGAUUUGGCUGUUUAUGUUUCUUGGGACGAAUGUUUCGUGGUCGACGACGAGCCUGCGGAAAUUCCACCCACCGUUCGCCACUUGGCUCUCAGGACAACGAAACUGGAUGCGGUGAGAGGUGUCUGCAAGUUCCGAAAGCUUCGAACGAUCAUACUUCUCAACGAGUAUGAUUCUGAAGAUUUUUAUCAUGUUUUGGAAGACAUGCUUGAGAAUCUCAAGAGCCUCCGGGUGUUAGAUCUGUCGAACAUCCGCAUGGGGAAGAAGAAGAAGUUACCCGAUGCAAUCUGCGACCUACCACACCUUCGGUUUUUGGACCUUUCCUGCACGAAGACGAGACACUUGCCUAAAUCAUUUUCCAGGAUCUGCCAUCUGCAGGUGCUGAAUCUGAAUUCAUGCCGCUUUAAGAAGAUGGCGGAAGGAAUGAACAGGCUGAUCAAAUUGCGGCAUCUGUACGCGGAUGCCGAAACGAUUUCUCUGAUCGACGGGAUCGGGAAAUUGACGGAGCUCCAGGAACUCGCAGAAUUCCGCGUCGCCAGGAAGAGAGGACACCAGAUAGGAGAGUUGAAGGAACUGAGAAAUCUCCGAAGGCGGCUCACGAUACAGAAUCUCGAGAAUGUCGAAACCAAGGAGGAGGCAAUGGAGGCGAAACUGAAGGACAAAUCGCACCUCGAUUCGCUGUGGUUGAAUAGGAAACCCGACAUACAUAGCCCCGGCGAUCGGGAAAAGGAGAUACUCGAAGGUCUGGAGCCACACUGCAACCUCAAAGAGCUCAGAAUCCAGCACUACGGAGGUACGACUUCCCCAGAUUGGCUGGUGAGGAAUCAGCAUCUCACCAAUCUGGAGUCUCUCCACCUGAACAAUUGUGCGAGGUGCGAAAGUCUCCCACCGCUCGGGCAGCUUCCCUUCCUCAAGCUAUUACAUCUCAUGUCGAUGCCGGUGAAACGAAUAGGAGCAGAGUUUUACGGAGAUGCAGAGCAGGCGUUUCCGUCAUUGGAGACGCUAAAAUUUGAAUCUUUGAAGGAGUGGGAGGAAUGGGCUGAAGCAGAUGGCAGGCAAUUCUUGGGCCGCCUUCGUGUGCUCCACUUCUACGAUUGCCCGAGGCUGAGAAAAGCGCCCCUUCUCUACCUGACCUCGUCGCCAUUGGCAGAGCUCAGUCUUAAGCAUUGUGGUGACCUCGGCAGUGCGCUACCUGGAUGUCUCCAAAUCCUCUCCUCUCUCAACCAGUUGGAGUUGUAUCAUUACGCACACAGAACGGAGAUUUGUCUAUCCAACCUGAGUGAACUCCGGGAGCUGCACCUUUAUCACUGCCCGGAGUUGAGCUUACUUGGUGGUCUGAGGUCUCUUGCCAACAUGAGACAUAUGGAGACCGAAGGAUGCCCCAAGUUGUAUGAGACCUCACAGCCAGGCCAACGAUACGGGGAGCGGGAACUGAGAUCUCUCUGUCAUCUCCAAACAGAUGAAAACCUCAUCGACAAUGUAUGGUUCACGUUAGGAAGAAUCUCUUCCCUCCGGAAUCUGGCACUUCAUCGUUGCGGUGAUCUCGUCUCCUUCACAGUGGAGCAGGAGGAGUGGUUCCAGCAGCAGACCUCCCUCGAACAUCUGCAAUUUCUCAACUGCCCGAAUCUGCAGGCACUUCCUACUUCCUUGGUCACCGUUUCCUCCAUCAAGAAGCUGAGCAUAGGCAACUGCCCCAAGAUCAGUUCACUGCCGGAGAGUGGCGUGCCAAUGUCGGUCAAAGAAGUGCGAAUAUGGGGGUGCCCGUCGCUGAGUGAUCGGUGCAGAAAGGAUCGAGGACCUGACUGGCCAAAGAUCGAUCACAUUCCUCGCGUAUGCAUCGAUGAUGAAAUCAUACAAAUGAUGUGAUGACAGCAUUAGGAAGUCACUCUUCAGGUGCGCUUCUAUUACCAUCGUUUGUUAGUUUGGCAAGUCUCAUAGUCCCACGUCGGGAAAAUCAGACUUAUUGUCUCGUCUUGGAACUAUAAAUAAGGGCCUGAGCUUUGAAGUCAGAUGCACCACAAGAAAACCUAAGUAUUUACUUUGGUUUAAGUCCACACUCAGUUAAAUAGGUGGACUUAUAGUUUGGGUUUUUCUUAUUUAGUAUUUUCGGGUGUUUUAUGACCUAGGAACAUCUUCCUAAGGCAUUUAUAAUUGUCCCUCUUUUGCAGUAGUAAUUUGCUCCUCUUUCGUCCGUGGACGUAGGUCAAAGUCAAUUGACCGAACCACGUAUAUCUGGUAUUCUGGUGUUCUUGUCGCUUUUAUCUUUUUAGUUUUAUUGUCUUUGUUGUGUUGCCAAAAUUACCUUGUGAUAAAUAUCCUGGGGCUAGCUCUAACAAACUGGUUUUAGAGCCUGGUUCAAGAUCUUUUGCCAACGAUGACAAUAACAAAGAUUGUUGUCGAGAAAUUCGACAGAAAUGUCAACUUCGGCUUGUGGCAACUCAAGAUGGAGGCCAUUCUGGUUCAAGACGGAGUUGAUUUGAUAUUACAGGGAGCCGAGAGCAUUCCAGAUGAUAUGUCAAAAGAAGAGCUUGCGUGUAUUGAUAAGAAGGCUCGAUCAAGCAUCAUUCUAAAUCUCUCUGAUGAGGUUUUACGGGAGGUAGCUACGGAGACUACGGCUAAGAGCAUGUGGGACAAGCUUAAAGCCUUGUACAUGAAGAAGACAUUGGA